This is a messenger RNA of Anopheles marshallii, 282 nucleotides long. RefSeq names its product SRA stem-loop-interacting RNA-binding protein, mitochondrial (gene SLIRP2). The record is from RefSeq and is a predicted model, not a curated record. The transcript has a single exon. Gene Ontology annotation, molecular function: mRNA binding. NCBI's taxonomy places the organism in Eukaryota, Metazoa, Arthropoda, Insecta, Diptera, Culicidae. Bases 1 to 282 code for a protein of 93 amino acids.
AUGUCUUCCACCACUGCUGCUGCCAGUACCAUCGCCCGAGGCGUGCAAAAAUUGUUCGUUGGCAAUCUGCCGUGGACAGUCAGCACGAAGGAGCUUAAAACGUACUUCUCCAAGUAUGGUCAUGUCCACUCGACGAACGUAAUCUAUGACAAGACGACUGGAAUCAGUCGCGGUUAUGGGUUUAUCGUGUUCAGCACGCGCGAGGGCUUCACUAACGCCACCAACAACCGGUUACACGUGCUUGAGGGUCGUGUGCUGGACUUACAACCUGCCUCGUCGUAA